Molecule: messenger RNA, 1611 nt
Organism: Capsicum annuum
Lineage: Eukaryota; Viridiplantae; Streptophyta; Magnoliopsida; Solanales; Solanaceae
Product: beta-glucuronosyltransferase GlcAT14A
Exons: 4
Coding region: 311-1579 (422 amino acids)
Cellular component (GO): membrane
Molecular function (GO): glucuronosyltransferase activity
Source: RefSeq, a predicted model, not a curated record
GUCUGUAGUUCCAGCUUGAAGCGGCUGUUGCCUUGUCACCAGAAAAAAACAUGGAAAUUUGGUGGUGUAGUUGUGCUGUAAGUUUUCAUCAACAUAGCAUUUAUUUCCUAACAAUUAAUUAAGAUGUCACACAUGACCUGUUUCAUUUUGGUUGGUAACGUAUCUUAUUUUUUCACUCUCUAACAUGUCCCACAAACCUGUUUUAUUCACUUGUCAUAAUUAGCCAAAGCCUAUUACAUCUUCCUGAAAAUUCACGUCAUUAAGCCUUUCAGUAUAAUAUUAAGAUCAAAUAUUCAACAGAUAAUCAACAAUGAUGUUACUUUCCUGGAAUUGGAGAAGUCGUCAAGGUGUUCCGUUUCCGGUUUUUGUUGCAGCAGUUUUGCUACUUUUAGUCUUAGGAUUCUUCUGCAGCAGAUUUGAUGAUCAGUACAGGUUGAUGAAUAGUAUUCCAGAUCGUGCAAACGUGGCAUCGAUAAAGAGAGUUACAAAGAUGAUCCAUCCGUCAAAAGGACGGCCUGGUGAUCCUCCAAUCUUGGCUUAUUGGAUUUUUGGUUAUAAAGGGGAAAGUAAAAGAAUGUUGAGGCUAUUAAGAGCAGUGUAUCACCCAAGAAAUCAGUAUCUUUUGCAACUUCUUGAUGGAGAUGGAGAUGAAGAAAGAGUUGAAUUAGCUGUUUCAGUUGAAUCCGAACAUGUGUUUAAAGUAUUUGGGAAUGUGAACGUUGUUGGAAAAAGUUAUGCUGUGGAGGAAUCAGGUGCCUCUGCUCUUGCUGCUAUGCUUCAUGCUGCUGCCUUGCUCCUUCGAAUUAGUCCGACAUGGGACUGGUUUUUCACCUUAAGCUCUUCUGACUACCCUCUUCUUACUCAAGAUGAUGUCUUGUUUGCUCUCACUUCCUUGCCAAGGGAUCUCAAUUUCGUAGGCUUCACCAAUAGGACUUUUGAUCAGAAAGGGCAGAACAACUUCAAUCGGAUUGUUGUUGAUCCAAGCCUAUAUUCAAAACAGGCUGCUCCACUUUACUAUGCUGUAGAGACUAGAGAAGUACCAACAACUUUCGAUAUAUUCGAAGGUUCGCCUUGGAUGGUGUUGAGCAGAGGAUUUAUGGAGCACUGCAUCAAAGGUUGGGACAAUUUCCCUAGGAAGUUACUUAUGUACUACGCCAAUGUAGUGUCUCCUCUUGAAUCCUACUUCCACACUGUUCUAUGCAAUUCACCAGAAUUUAUAAAAACAAUAGUAAACCAGGAUCUCAGGUGUUCCGCGCCAAUAAAUGUUUCAAACCACUACGAUGAUCUUGUGAACAGAUGGGCAGUAUUUGCUCGGCCAUUUAAAGAAGGCGAUCCUACUUUAGAUGAGAUAGACAGGGGUAUCCUAGAUCGCUCGCCCCAGGGGCUGGUGCAUGGGAAGUGGUGCAAUUCUGGAGGACACAAUUCUUCUUCUUGUAGUUCUAAUUCUAGUACUAAUUGGGAUGACAUUGAUUCAUUGGAUCCUGGAUUUUAUGGCCAAAAACUCCAGAAUAUUUUGUCCAAUUUUACUGUUGGAGAUCAUCAUAUGGUAACCAAUCAUUGUCACGUCAGUUCAUCUUAAUAUAUAUACUCCAUAUUCUUUUGUUUUCGAAA